This is a messenger RNA of Zalophus californianus (California sea lion), 2765 nucleotides long. RefSeq names its product NK2 homeobox 1 (gene NKX2-1). Gene Ontology annotation, biological process: regulation of transcription by RNA polymerase II; cell differentiation. The coding region runs from base 424 to 1866 and encodes 480 amino acids. Gene Ontology annotation, molecular function: DNA-binding transcription factor activity, RNA polymerase II-specific; RNA polymerase II cis-regulatory region sequence-specific DNA binding. The record is from RefSeq and is a predicted model, not a curated record. The transcript has 5 exons. Gene Ontology annotation, cellular component: nucleus. Lineage: Eukaryota; Metazoa; Chordata; Mammalia; Carnivora; Otariidae.
UUCUUGCUCGCCGGAUGAGAGGCGCCCAAUUGAAGCAGAAUGAUCCUCAUCUACUAAUAUCCAGCGUGGCCACAAAGCGACUGGCCAUUUACGCCGCCACUUUAAACAAAGAUAUUUGGUUAUUCCCGGGGAAGCAAGUGCACUUUUGCAUGGCUGAGCUUCGGGCGGAGGCGAGCCUCAGCCCAGCCUCCCGCCUGCUGGGCUGCUCGCGCCUUGGGAUUCGCCCCCUCCCGGCCAGCUGGUCCCGCCGGGGUUCAGGCUCAGUUCCGCCCGGCAACAGGCGGGCGGGUACUCACGACGCUCCUUGCCCGCGCCCUCCCUGAAGCAUCAGAGGGGAAAACAGCGUGGCCCUGGGCUCGGGUGCUGGGGCUGUGAUGUCCUCGGAAAGUCAGCUCCAGCCCCAGAACCCUGCGUGUCCGGGCGAUGGGCGAGGGUCGGGGACACCAGGGUUCGUCCCCAGACUCGCGAGCUCGUUUGGUGGCGACUGGGGCUCGGCGCCGCGAAGCCCGAUGUGGUCCGGAGGCAGUGGGAAGGCGCGGGGCUGGGAGGCCGCGGCGGGAGGGAGGAGCAGCCCCAGCAGGCUCAGCGCUUACGCCCCGCCUCUGGUGGCUGCCUAAAACCUGGCGCCGGGCUAAAACAAACGCGAGGCAGCCCCCGAGCCUCCACUCAAGCCAAUUAAGGCGGACUCGGUCCACUCGGUUACGUGUACAUCCAACAAGAUCGGCGUUAAGCCGCCGCCGAAUCAUGUCGAUGAGUCCAAAGCACACGACUCCGUUCUCAGUGUCUGACAUCUUGAGUCCCCUGGAGGAAAGCUACAAGAAAGUGGGCAUGGAGGGCGGCGGCCUCGGGGCUCCGCUGGCGGCUUACAGGCAGGGCCAGGCGGCUCCGCCGGCCGCGGCCAUGCAGCAGCACGCCGUGGGGCACCACGGCGCCGUCACGGCCGCCUACCACAUGACGGCGGCGGGGGUGCCCCAGCUCUCGCACUCCGCCGUGGGGGGCUACUGCAACGGCAACCUGGGCAACAUGAGCGAGCUGCCGCCGUACCAGGACACCAUGCGGAACAGCGCCUCGGGCCCCGGAUGGUACGGCGCCAACCCAGACCCGCGCUUCCCCGCCAUCUCCCGCUUCAUGGGCCCGGCGAGCGGCAUGAACAUGAGCGGCAUGGGCGGCCUGGGCUCGCUGGGGGACGUGAGCAAGAACAUGGCCCCGCUGCCAAGCGCACCACGCCGGAAGCGCCGGGUGCUCUUCUCCCAGGCUCAGGUGUACGAGCUGGAGCGACGCUUCAAGCAACAGAAGUACCUGUCGGCGCCCGAGCGGGAGCACCUGGCCAGCAUGAUCCACCUGACCCCCACGCAGGUCAAGAUCUGGUUCCAGAACCACCGCUACAAGAUGAAGCGCCAAGCCAAGGACAAGGCGGCACAACAGCAACUGCAGCAGGACAGCGGCGGCGGCGGCGGCGGCGGGGGCGGGGGCGCCGGGUGCCCGCAGCAGCAGCAAGCGCAGCAGCAGUCGCCGCGCCGCGUGGCCGUGCCGGUCCUGGUGAAAGACGGCAAACCCUGCCAGGCGGGCGCCCCGGCGCCGGGCGCCGGCAGCCUCCAGGGCCACGCGCAGCAGCAGGCGCAGCAGCAGGCGCAGGCGGCUCAGGCGGCCGCGGCGGCUAUCUCAGUGGGCAGCGGUGGCCCUGGCCUGGGUGCACACCCGGGCCACCAGCCGGGCAGCGCGGGCCAGUCUCCGGACCUGGCGCACCACGCCGCCAGCCCCGCGGCGCUUCAGGGCCAGGUGUCCAGCCUGUCCCACCUGAACUCCUCGGGCUCGGACUAUGGCGCCAUGUCCUGCUCCACCUUGCUAUACGGUCGGACCUGGUGAGAGGACACCGGGCCGGGCCGGGCCCAGCGCGCUGCCUCAUCGCUUUCCCUCCUGCCGGCCACACAUCACCAAACACCCGCCGCUCCCUGCGCUUCGACUUUUCUUAAGAAUCUGUCCCGUUUAGACCAAGGGAAAAAACACAAAAGCCAAACUGCUGGACGUCUUUUUCUUUUUCUUUUUCUUUUUUUUUCCUAAAAUUUGUGGGAUUUUUUUAAAAAAGAAAAUAAAAACAACCAAGUGAAUCCAAUUCUUUAAGGAGUCUUUAAACCGAGAAGGACAUAACGAAAAACAGCUUUUGGGGUGUCUGUUAGGUGAUUGAAAUGGGUUUCUCUCGCUCAGGCAGGGUGCAGUUUGGAGAGGGCUCUACAGUGACACAGCUCUGGACUCUAAAGAUCGCAAACUUCACUCUGGGUACACUGUGCCAGCAAGGUGGACUCGCUUGUAAAUACCAGGAUUUCUUUUGAAGGGGAGAUGGGGGCUGGGGAGAGGAAAGACUCUACGACAGGACCCGCAUGUCAUUGACACAAAGGAAAUGCCCCCUCCCAGCGCCCGCUGGCUGCCCAGGCUCAGCCCCGGGAAGAGCCCUGGCUAAAAUUGUUUUAUGUUUGAUGUGAACUUGUAGCUGUAAAACGCUGUCAAAAGUUGGACUACACGCCUAGUUUUUAGUAAUCUGUACAUUUUGUUGUAAAAAACAAAAAAACAAAAAAACAAAAACCCAGUCCCUGUCCCCAGCCCAUCAUAUUUUUUAUGGGCAUUGACAAAUCUGUGUAUAUUAUUUGGCAGUUUGGUAUUUGCAGCGUCAGUCUUUUUCUGUUGUAACUUAUGUAGAUAUCUGGCUUAAAUAUAGUUCCUAAGAAGCUUCUAAUAAAUUAUACAAAUUAAAAGGAUUCUUUUUCUGA